AUGGAACGUAGGAAUGUUCUAGAAACACCACAUUUUGUGAUCGACUUGCGUAAAAUUUGCGGUGAAGAAGUGUUUUGUGAAUUAAAUUGUGACCAAGCUAUUCAAGAUGGAGAUGAACUUAAAAAAGCAUAUAGAAAGUUAGCUCUCAAAUAUCACCCUGAUAAGAAUCCAAAUGAAGGAGAGAGGUUUAAGCAAAUAUCACAAGCAUAUGAAGUGCUAUCAAAUCCUGAGAAGAGAAAAAUAUAUGACCAAGGUGGUGAACAAGCAUUGAAAGAAGGUGGUGUUGAUGGAGGUGGUAUGUCAUCGCCUAUGGAUAUCUUCAAUAUGUUCUUUGGGGGUGGUUUUAGUGGUGGUAGCAGAAGGGGUCGUGAGAGAAAGGGUAAAGAUGUCAUACACCAGCUCUCUGUCACACUUGAAGAACUGUACAGAGGUGCUGUCAGGAAGUUAGCAUUGCAAAAGAAUGUCAUUUGUGAGAAAUGCGAAGGCAGAGGUGGGAAGAAGGGUGCUGUACAAACUUGCCCAACAUGCCGUGGUACAGGAAUGCAGAUUCAAAUUCAGCAACUUGGUCCUGGAAUGAUUCAGCAGAUACAAACGGUGUGUGGGGACUGUCGAGGGCAGAGAGAGAUCAUUGAUCCCAAAGACCGCUGCAAAGUUUGCCAGGGUCGUAAAACUGUGCGUGACCGCAAAAUUUUAGACGUUCACGUAGACAAGGGUAUGACAGAUGGACAGAAAAUUGUAUUUAGUGGUGAAGGGGACCAGGAACCAGACAUGGAGCCUGGAGAUCUCAUCAUUGUACUGGAUGAGAAGGAGAAUGCUGUUUUUAAACGUACUGGAAAUGAUCUGAUAGUAAGAUUAAAUAUCGAACUUGUGGAAGCUCUAUGUGGAUUCCAAAAGGUUAUAAGAACUCUAGAUGACAGAGAUAUUGUGAUUACUGUAAUGCCAGGAGAGGUGACAAAACAUGGAGAGGUCAAGUGUGUACUUAAUGAAGGUAUGCCAAUGUACAAGAAUCCAUUUGAGAAGGGGCAGUUGAUUAUUCAGUUUUUGGUUAACUUCCCUGCUCGCAUUCCACCUGAAGUCAUUCCUGCUUUGGAGAACUGUCUCCCUCCAAGACCUACGAUUAACAUUCCUGAGCUAGCUGAAGAAUGUCAGCUAAUGGAAUUAGAUCCAGAACAGGAGUGGCGAAGACGGCGCCAGCAACCUAAGAUUCCAUCACACAGCCUUAGAGAAGACUUAGAAAUAAUUAUUUUGCCCCUACAUGGCAUUAUUGUAUUGGAACAUAUUGUAUGCAGUAUGGUAUUUUUAAAUAGAUCAAUUUAUAACUAA
This is a messenger RNA of Leptosia nina, 1323 nucleotides long. NCBI's taxonomy places the organism in Eukaryota, Metazoa, Arthropoda, Insecta, Lepidoptera, Pieridae. The record is from the annotation of a GenBank genome assembly.